AUCUGUAAUUCAAUUUAAGAAUUGUCGAACGAUUAUUGUAGGUUAUGUUGUACGCUUUUCUUUACGAACGUCGCGUCGUAAUAAACCUCGUCGCCGCAUACGAAUCUCGUUUAUCGUGUCUUAUAUUUUCGCUGUAUUGAACGGCACAUGUGACAAUUUCAUCGUCGUUCAAUUAUAAUUUUGUGCUCUGUGUAAGAGCGUCGAUUCAUGGGCGAAUUGUCAUGUUUGCAGACUAUGCAGAGUAUUCGUCAGUGUGUCAGGAAUUUAGCGUUGUGCGGCAGGUCCGCGAUCAACAGAAAUGGAUUGUCGACCGCGACGAGUCUCGCGCCAGCACGCAGCUUUCACAUUUCCACGACAUCCAGCACGAAUUUGCGACCGCCAAAGAGAUUUCUACAGUACAAUAGGGCUGUAUUUCCACCCCAAAAGCUGGACGAAGAGAGUAGACCCGCUUAGGUGUGCCACAUGAAAGCCAACAUAAAAUACAGUCUCAAGAAGAUGUGGUAAGUCGCGAUUUUAGUGCGAGGAAUGUCCGUGGACGAGGCUGUGAAGCAGCUGAAUUUUAUACACAAGAAGGGCGCCGAAAUCGCCAAGGAAGUUAUAUUAGAAGCCCAACGCUUGGCUGUGGAAGAGCACAACGUUGAGUUUAAGAGUAACCUGUGGGUCGCGGAAUCGUUCUUUACCAAGGGUAUCGUAAUAAAGGGCCUACGGCGUCACGCUAGGAGACGCAUGGGAACCAUACACUACAGGUACUGCCACUAUUACGUACGCCUGGAGGAAGGACCGCUGCCCAAACAUUAUUACCUGCCGUAUCCCAAGACCGGCGAGGAAUUGUUGGACGAUUACCUGAAAGAGCUGCACACGCGCAAAAUACCGAAUUCUUUAUAAUGUUACGAAUACUGUAAACAUAUACCAAAUAUAAAAGAUUGAGAUGGGAAA
Vollenhovia emeryi is the source of this 936-nucleotide messenger RNA. Its product is annotated as 39S ribosomal protein L22, mitochondrial-like. The record is from RefSeq and is a predicted model, not a curated record. NCBI's taxonomy places the organism in Eukaryota, Metazoa, Arthropoda, Insecta, Hymenoptera, Formicidae. The transcript has 3 exons. Gene Ontology annotation, biological process: ribosome assembly; translation. Gene Ontology annotation, molecular function: structural constituent of ribosome. Gene Ontology annotation, cellular component: ribosome; mitochondrial large ribosomal subunit.